ACUCUCCGUGGACCGGAAGUGACGCUGGGUGGGAGAGAAGAAAACGAGUUGCAAGCGCGCGCGGGCCGCUCCGGCUCUGCCUGGCUCGCGCGGGGCCGUUGGAGCCUCUCCCGGGGCCGGAGAAGGGUGUGUGACUGAGAUCAGGGCUCCUAUCGUACUGAGUGUGGCCCUGUUCUGCAAGGCGCUGCGGGGACCCCAGCUGAGAUCUGGGCCUUGUUCUGCCAGGCACUGAAGAGACCCCAGGCUGCAGAAUAACGUCCACGUUUUGCUCCAGAUCAUCCCAUCCUCCCAGGGGGAAGGCAAUGGCUGCAAUGGAGCUGGCUCAUGGGCCGGUGACUUUCGAGGAGGUGGCUGUGUAUUUCACUAGGGAGGAAUGGGCUCUUCUGGACCCUGUUCAGAGAGCCCUCUACAGGGAUGUCAUGCAGGAGAAUUAUGAGACGGUGACCUCACUGGUAGGGUUUCCAGUUUCCAAACCUGAUGUGAUCUCCCAGGUGGAACGAGGGGAAGAGCCGUGGGUUCCAGACCUCCAGGGCUGUGAGAAAGAAGUGCUUCCAAGAGCUACCUGCACAGGUAGUGACCUGUGUCUGGAUUCUCUCUGUCUCCCAUCAGGUGAUGGGAUGGUGAGUGAGAAUGAGGAGGAGAAACCCCAUCAGGAAGAUGCUGAGCGAAGAGAAGCACAUGGAAUGUUAUCAGGAAGAUCCAAAGAGAAUGUUUCCAGGAGUUGUGCACUCCCAGAAAAACCAAAAGCCUGUGAGACUCAGAGGAGACCAGAGGGAAACAUUAUUAGCCUCUCAGACCUUAUAACAAGCGGCAGAAUCAACUUGGAAGAGACACGCUACAUGUGCCAUGAGUGUGGGAAAAGCUUCAGUCAGAGCUCUACCCUGAACACACAUCGUAGAAUCCACACAGGAGAGACGCCCUACACGUGCACUGAGUGUGGGCAAAGCUUCAAUCAGUGCUCAACCCUUAUCAGACAUCAGAGAAUCCACACAGGAGAGACGCCCUACUCAUGCUCAGAGUGCGGGAAAAGCUUUAGUCGGAGCUCACUCCUUAUCAGACAUCAGAUAAUCCACACAGGAGAGAAGCCCUACACAUGCUCAGAGUGCGGGAAAAGCUUCAAUCAGCACUCAAGGCUCAUUAGACAUCAGAAAAUGCACAGGAGAGAGAAUUGUAAUAAAUCCCUUGACUAGUGUUGGCAAAAAUGAUUUAAAAAAAAAUCACAUUAGUUAAUUCCCACAUAGUGAUUUUUGCAUCAUCUUCACCGUGGUGUCUCAGCUCCACCAGAUAAGUUGCCGCCUUCUGCCUUUUGCAGCUCAUCCUUCUUUGGGGUCAGUCCUAUGAUCUUUUCUAUCAACUCCUUUCCUUUUGAGUCAUAGGAGUGUGUAUCCCUCCAGCCAGGAAUGUUCAUGAGUUUCAAGUAGGGGGAGAGGUUUGAUCCCAGCAAGGUACAGUGAGGCAAAAACUACCGGUGCCUUCCAUCCACUAGGACUGUACAUGGCGUUAGCUGCUCAAGUUAGUGAUCUUAAUGUAAAAAGUUGUAGUGCAGAUGCAGCCCAGGUGCAGUGGUUGGCAUUAGCUUUCCCCUUGACCUGACCUAAACUCCAUCACUUUUCCUAGUCUAAACUAACCCUGAGCAUCAUGAUUAUCCUGUUCCCCCAUUUCAAAGCAAUUCUUAGUCAUCGAGUUCUCCCUUGGGGAACAAAUUGUUUCAUUCCCAGUUGUUCUGAUGUUGCUUCAGGUUGUGCUGGAGAGCAGAUAUUUUUAUUAUUAUUUUCCGCACUUAAAAUAUAUUGAACUAUAACAAAGAACAGGAACAGGGCAGGGAUAGGGAAAAAGUCAUUUCCUCCUCUGUAACAACAGACAUAGUUAGGGUAAGUCAGAGGGAGUCCCUUAUUCCCCAUAACUGUCCUCCUUCAAUCCGUGCUAGAACCUAAGAAUCCUUUUCCUUUCCCCAGUUGUGGGGUGAGAGACUUCCAAAAGUGCUCCCUGUGCUAUAGCACAUGGCUAAGCUCAGAGAAUAAACCCCAAAUCUCCCCUGAGCUUUGCUUUUUGAAUUCUGUAUUUCCGAUUGCUUCAAGCCUGGGCAUUGUGAUUAUUAACCAGUUUCUCUAGCACUGUUCCUACCACUGUUUCUGUAACAUAUUUUGUUUUUUAUGGGA
This is a messenger RNA of Gopherus flavomarginatus (Mexican gopher tortoise), 2159 nucleotides long. RefSeq names its product zinc finger protein 7-like. The record is from RefSeq and is a predicted model, not a curated record. Gene Ontology annotation, biological process: regulation of transcription by RNA polymerase II. The transcript has 7 exons. Gene Ontology annotation, molecular function: RNA polymerase II cis-regulatory region sequence-specific DNA binding; DNA-binding transcription factor activity, RNA polymerase II-specific. Lineage: Eukaryota; Metazoa; Chordata; Testudines; Testudinidae. The coding region runs from base 303 to 1190 and encodes 295 amino acids.